Messenger RNA from Euleptes europaea (tarantolino), 2114 nucleotides. RefSeq names its product dihydropyrimidinase like 3 (gene DPYSL3). Gene Ontology annotation, cellular component: cytosol; cytoplasm. The record is from RefSeq and is a predicted model, not a curated record. Gene Ontology annotation, molecular function: hydrolase activity, acting on carbon-nitrogen (but not peptide) bonds, in cyclic amides. Gene Ontology annotation, biological process: actin crosslink formation. The transcript is spliced from 14 exons. Lineage: Eukaryota; Metazoa; Chordata; Lepidosauria; Squamata; Sphaerodactylidae. Bases 331 to 2046 code for a protein of 571 amino acids.
AGAGAAAUCAAUACACAGAGAGAAAGCGAGACUGGGAAGAAGGAGAAGGGAGGAGUCGCCUCAUCAGCCAUUCUUGUCUUACAGGGUCCCAGCUGUCAUUGGUAAAAAAGAGGAGGGAGGGACAGGAUUUACUAUUGUGUGGAACUGAAGGGAGGGGGGAAGACAGAAGGGGGAGAGAGAGAAAGAGAGGGAGGAAAAGGAGUGGAAGAACGGGAGGAAAGAAGGAAGCUCCAUUUGUUCCACCUGAUCUUGAGCUGUUUUACAAUCUGGUGCUGCUUCCACAUUGGAGGGUAGAAACCGGCUUUGCCCCUACAGCAACUGCCGCACAUCAUGUCUGGUUACCAAGGAAAGAAGAACAUCCCCCGGAUAACGAGUGACCGGCUCCUUAUUAAAGGAGGGAGGAUAGUUAAUGAUGAUCAGUCAUUCUAUGCUGACAUUUAUAUGGAAGAUGGCCUUAUAAAGCAAAUUGGAGAUAACUUAAUAGUUCCAGGAGGAGUGAAGACCAUAGAAGCCAGUGGCAGGAUGGUUAUACCUGGAGGAAUAGAUGUCCACACUCACUUGCAGAUGCCAUACAAAGGGAUGACAGCAGUGGACGACUUCUUCCAAGGGACAAAAGCAGCAUUGGCAGGUGGAACCACCAUGAUUAUUGACCAUGUUGUCCCGGAGCCGGAGUCCAGCCUGAUAGAAGCCUGUGAGAAAUGGCGUGAGUGGGGUGAUGGGAAGGCUUGCUGUGACUAUUCCCUCCAUGUGGACAUCACCCAUUGGAAUGACAGUGUCAAACAGGAAGUGCAGACGCUCAUCAGAGAAAAAGGAAUUAAUUCUUUCAUGGUUUACAUGGCCUAUAAGGAUCUGUACCAGAUGUCAAAUACAGAGCUCUAUGAGAUAUUUAGUUUCUUGGGAGAUCUUGGUGCUGUAGCUCAAGUUCAUGCUGAAAAUGGGGAUAUCAUUGCACAGGAGCAAGCCAGGAUGCUAGAGAUGGGAAUAACUGGUCCAGAGGGCCAUGUGCUGAGUAGGCCAGAAGAGCUGGAGGCUGAGGCUGUCUUCCGUGCUAUCACCAUUGCAAGCCAGACCAACUGCCCCCUGUAUGUGACUAAAGUGAUGAGCAAGAGUGCUGCUGACCUAAUUUCACAAGCCAGGAAAAAAGGUAAUGUAGUGUUUGGCGAGCCAAUCACAUCCAGUCUUGGAACAGAUGGAACACACUACUGGAGCAAGAACUGGGCAAAGGCUGCUGCAUUUGUGACCUCUCCACCUCUGAGUCCAGAUCCAACAACCCCUGAUUAUAUCAACUCUUUACUGGCCAGUGGUGACCUCCAAGUCUCAGGAAGUGCACACUGUACAUUCAGUACAGCACAGAAAGCAAUUGGAAAAGAUAACUUCACAGCAAUCCCAGAGGGUACCAACGGUAUUGAGGAACGGAUGUCUGUCAUCUGGGACAAAGCAGUGGCUUCUGGGAAAAUGGAUGAAAAUCAGUUUGUGGCUGUGACAAGCACCAAUGCUGCAAAGAUCUUCAAUAUGUAUCCAAGGAAGGGGAGAAUUGCCGUGGGAUCGGACAGUGACCUGGUGAUAUGGGAUCCUGACGCAGUGAAAAUUGUGUCUGCCAAAAGUCAUCAGUCAGCAGCUGAAUACAACAUUUUUGAAGGAAUGGAGCUGCGUGGAGCCCCACUGGUUGUCAUAUGCCAGGGAAAAGUAAUGAUGGAGGAUGGGAACCUUCAUGUGACACAAGGGACAGGGCGUUUUAUUCCUUGUGCUCCUUUCUCAGAUUAUGUCUACAAGCGCAUCAAAGCAAGAAGGAAGAUGGCUGAAAUGCAUGCUGUGCCAAGAGGAAUGUAUGACGGGCCUGUGUUUGAUUUGACCACUACACCUAAAGGGGGCACCCCUGCAGGAUCUACUCGGGGAUCCCCCACCCGGCAAACACCUCCGGUCAGGAAUCUUCAUCAGUCUGGAUUUAGCUUAUCAGGUACCCAGGUUGAUGAAGGGGUUCGCUCAGCCAGCAAGCGCAUAGUAGCACCCCCAGGAGGCCGCUCUAAUAUAACAUCUCUGAGUUAAGCGUCCCAGUAAUCAGGGAACGGGAGGGGAACUUGUAAUUCGAUAAACUAAGCAAUGGUACAUUAAUU